GAAGUAGUAAUGCAAUUAUUUAUUUGAUAAAAAUGGAGAUGGGCAGCAUAUAGUGAUAUUUGCAGAGAAUGGUGGUGAGGUAGAAUUAUUAAGCUGGUAGGUAGUGUAGAGGAGAGGGGAAAUAAAGGGUUUUUGCAGAGAGUGUACGUAUGAUAUAAAUAAAAGCAGGAAGUAGAGUAGGUAGCUACCACCAUAUAUAUUCAGCUUCUUCAGCUUCAUCAGCUUCACCAGGUUCAGCUUAGCUAGCUUCUGAGUUCUGCAAGACAAGUUAAGUUGUCGCAGAUACAAACAUCCAUACAUGGACAAAAAAAUAGUCCUCACAAGGCCAUUCUCAUUGGAGAGGCAAUCAGAUGAGGACACAAACCCUAAAGCUCCAAACAUUUUCCGCCGCAUACUUAGUCUCUUUAAGAAUGUCCGCCCAGGAUCCGAUGUCUCUUGCUUCAAGCUUCCACCUGAGUUCAACAUGCCCAAGUCAGAACUUCAGUGCUAUGCAGAGUGCGUAUAUUCCACAGCAUUAGACAUCCUAAGCAACCUCAACGGUGGCAACACACCACUGAAUAGACUCAUAAAUGUUGUAGCAUGGACCAUUUCCACAGUGCGCCCCUUUUGGGUUGGUGUUGCUCCCUACAAUCCCACUCUUGGUGAGACUCACCAUGUUUCCAAAGGAACCCUCAAUGUCUUACUCGAACAGGUUUCACAUCACCCUCCCGUCUCUGCACUCCAUGCAACCGAUUCUAAGGAGAACAUAGAAAUUAUAUGGUGCAACUCUACUUCUCCAAAAUUCACUGGUACUUCAGUAGAAGUUCGUGUGCAUGGCAUACGACAGUUGAAGCUCCACAAUCAUGGAGAGACGUAUGAAAUGAAUUCUCCUGAUCUCCUUCUCAGAAUUUUCCCUGUCCCUGGAGUUGAUUGGGUUGGCAAUGUCACUAUCCGGUGCAUAGAAACAGGCCUUGUCGCAGAAUUAAGCUACCAUAGCCAAUCUUUCUUUGGGUUUGGGACAAACCGGAGACUGGUUAAAGGGAAGAUCUUUGAUUCUUUAUCUAAGAAAAUUCUGUAUAAAAUUGAAGGUCAUUGGGACAGUACUGUAACAGUGAAGAAUACAGAGAAUGCAGAAGUAAGAGUGAUCUAUGAUGCAAAACAAGUUAUAUCAGGACUCCAACCUCCUAUUGUGAAGGAUCCAGAGAGUGUGUGGGCAACAGAAACAGCUCAUGUUUGGAGUGAGUUGAGCGAAGCCAUCUUAAACAAAGAGUGGGAAAAAGCAGAAGAAGCAAAGAAAAGUAUAGAAGAAAGACAAAGGGAGCUUCGCAGAGAAAGAGAAUCAAAAGGAGAAAAUUGGGUUCCUAAACACUUUACUGUGUCUUACAGCAAAGAAAAGGGUUGGAACUGUUCACCGAUUGAAAAGUGGGUCCCAAAUGCCCCUAUCAUCUCCUUGUAAACUUUUUUUGUAUGUUUCAAAACCUUUUCCAAGAAACAACCACGUACUGCAUCAUCGUUUGCAUCUGUGUUUUAAAACGAGGUGGUUUGAUAUCGUGAAAGUCAUCUAUGCAUGGUUGUUAUGAAAAGCAAUAAGUGAAGCAGGCAUUGGUUUUGAAUUCUUGCUAUGAACUGUCGAAUUUGGCACAGAAAGAAGAAAAAGAAUUGAAAGAACAAUGUGUGUGUGAUGAGAGAUAUUAGUGUUGGAAAUGGGAGAGAAGAAGAGGAGUAGAAGAUGAAGGCACAUGCAUCCCAUGUGAAUAUGCAACUCUCACAAUGAAUGAAGAGUGAGGAAUGUGAAAGAUUGAAAGAUUCAAAAUGUGCGAUCCAAGAAAGUUCCACGUAGCUUUGAUUCUUCCACCUGUUCUAUAAAUCCUUUAUGGUGAAAGUAUGGGUUCCAAAAUCAA
Messenger RNA from Vigna unguiculata (cowpea), 1880 nucleotides. RefSeq names its product oxysterol-binding protein-related protein 4C-like. NCBI's taxonomy places the organism in Eukaryota, Viridiplantae, Streptophyta, Magnoliopsida, Fabales, Fabaceae. Gene Ontology annotation, molecular function: sterol binding. The record is from RefSeq and is a predicted model, not a curated record. Gene Ontology annotation, cellular component: membrane; cytosol.